AUGGGGAAAAAGCCGUUCAUCGAUCGUAAAACCGCAAAACAUUACCAUUUAGUACAUAGAUCUCAAAGAGAUCCUUUAAUCAAUGAUUCCGAUGUUUCCUCUAGAGUUUUGGUUGAAGUGAUCCCGCCUAAUUUAAAGGGAAAAGUCUUCAACACCGAUAAUAAUAAUAACAACCAACAAAAACAAAUUGAAAUUGAAAGUCGUGCUGGUCAAGCUGCAUUAUACGGGAUAUAUUAUGAUGAUACCAAAUAUGAUUAUUUACAACAUUUGAAAGCAAUCGGUGAAAAUUCUGAUGGAAUUGAAUCAAUAUUCAUUGAGGCAUCAUCUAAAGAUAAAAAAAAUGUAAAAAAAGGUGGAAAUAUUGAAUUAGUUGAAAAUCAAGAUGAGGAAGAAACAAAAAAUAAAGAUACAAUAUUGGAAGAAAAGGAUCCAAAAAUUCCAAAAAAAGAUCGUAAAGUUACUAUAAUUUUACCUGAUGAGGUAUUGCCAUCAAAGUAUGAAAUGCCUAUUGGAUUAUUAAAUCAAACAGCAAUUCCUCAUGAUAUUCAAGGAUUUCAACCAGACAUGGACCCAAAUCUUCGGGAAGUUUUGGAAGCUCUUGAAGAUGAUGCAUUUGUAGAUAAUGAGUUAAAUGACGAGUUUUUUCAAAAGCUUGAUGAAGAAAAGUUAUUUGAUUUUCAGGAAUUUGACAUCGAUGGGGAUGAUGAGGAGGAUGGUUUCGAAAGUGAAAAUGAAAAAGAAGGAUAUUCAAUGACAAGUUCGAUAAUGUAUAGGAAUGAUAAACUUAGGUUAUUGGAUGAACAAUUUGAGAAAAUUGAAAAGGAUUAUAUGUCAGAAGAAACUUCUGAUUCAGAAACAUCAAUCAAGUCAUCACAAGUUCGUAAUGAUUUUUCAGAGAUUUUAGAUGAAUUUCUUGAUAAAUACGAAAUCAAAGGUAGAAAGAUGUUGACGAAACCUGAUGGUGAAACAAGCACAAAACAGUUAGAACUAAUAAGACAAGAAUUAAAUUUAUAUGUUAAAGUGCAGAGUGAGGGAAAACACAAGGAUAGACAAAUUUGGGAUUGUCAAUCGAUUUUAAGUACAUAUUCAAAUCUUGAAAAUCAUCCAAUCCUGAUACGCGAGCAGAAACAUCAUAAACGAAUAGAUAUUGAUCGUAAAACAGGACUACCAAUAAUAUCUGAUUCUAAUACAAAGAACAAAAGAAAUGAUGAUAUUGAGACAAAUAAUGAAAAAGAAAAUAAAGAAAAUAAAGAUGAAUUAAAUUUUGACGACGACGACAACGAAGAAGAUGAUGGAGAAGAAGAUGAUGAUAAGCUAAUAAAACUAAAUCUUGGCUUGGCAAGGCCUAAAGGUGAAUCGAAAGAAGAAAAAAAAUCACGUAAAGAAAUGUUAAAGGGUCAAAGAAAGAUUCGUAGAAUAGAAAAAAAAUCAUUAAAAAAGGCAUUUGCCAAGGAACUUACAAAGCAAACAAAAAUAUCACAAAAUUUAAAAAAGAAUUUUGUUGGUGCAAUUCAUAUGGAUUAA
Entrophospora candida is the source of this 1524-nucleotide messenger RNA. The record is from the annotation of a GenBank genome assembly. NCBI's taxonomy places the organism in Eukaryota, Fungi, Glomeromycota, Glomeromycetes, Entrophosporales, Entrophosporaceae.